Molecule: messenger RNA, 2867 nt
Organism: Saccostrea cuccullata (small rock oyster)
Lineage: Eukaryota; Metazoa; Mollusca; Bivalvia; Ostreida; Ostreidae
Product: WD repeat-containing protein 3-like
Exons: 22
Coding region: 83-2833 (916 amino acids)
Biological process (GO): maturation of SSU-rRNA
Cellular component (GO): Pwp2p-containing subcomplex of 90S preribosome; small-subunit processome
Molecular function (GO): snoRNA binding; protein binding
Source: RefSeq, a predicted model, not a curated record
CGGAAGUCAUACUGUUUUGCACAAGUAUUGGAGCACGUGUGGACAGUUUCAAGCAAAAUAUCUAUGGUUUCAAGACUGUCAUAUGGGUGUAACAAAGCAGUACCUACGUUAUGUACCUGGGCCAGUCCUGGGACUUAUUGGCGGACAGAAAUCAAAUGUCGUUUUCUUGGACAUAAAAGGCGUGAAGGGGAAGUACUGUGCAGUCGGGGCUUGUGAAAAUGUUUUGGUUUGGGAUCUCAGAACAGGAGAAAAGCAUAUAGAACUACAAGGAGAGAAGAGUGAGGUGACACAGAUUGCAAGGUCACCAGACAAGAGGCAUGUUGCCAUUGGAUACAGUGAUGGUAUGGUCAAGGUCUUUGACCUUCACACAGGAGAGGUCAAGGUCAACUUCAGUGGCCACAAGUCUGCUGUCACAGCUUUAAAUUAUGACCAUCAAGGACUUCGACUUGUUUCUGGUGCAAAGGACACAGAUGUGAUUGUUUGGGACAUUGUUAAUGAAUCAGGUUUAUUCAGGCUGAAAGGUCACAAAGGGCAGAUAACUCAGGUCCAAUUCCUAAAGGAAAAAAAUGUCAUAGUUUCAAGUUCCAAAGACACCUUUAUCAAGUUCUGGGAUUUGGACACACAGCACUGUUUCAAGACACUAGUGGGACAUAGAAGUGAGGUAUAUGACUUUGUGAUUGUAAGGAAUGGUCGGCGAUUGAUCACAGGUUCAGCUGACAGUGAAUUACGUGUGUGGGAUAUUGAAUACCUAGACAGUUUGACCUUGGAAGAGGAUGAGGAGCCAGCAUUGAAGAGGAUUAAGAUUGAGGAAGAGGAGGAGGACAAGAACAUGGAGGAAGAAGAGGAAGAUCUGCACAUACUGAAGUGUACAAAGGUCGGCUCUGUGAUGAGGCAGGGCAGAGACCGUCUGGUGUCCAUGACAACAGAUGCCACUGGUUCUGUUCUCUCUUGUCAUGGAAACAAUAAAUUCCUGGAAGUAUUCAAAUUGCCUUCUCAAAUGGAUCUAAAGAAGCACUUGGGUAAAAGACAGAAAAAGCUGAGAAGGAAAGCAAGAGAUACAGGGACAGAGGAAGUAAUGGAGGCAGUACUAACCGUCAAAGAUGAAAUCGUCCAAUAUGGCUUCCACAAAAUGGUAGCCAAUAUUGUCUUAGUUCUACUGAAUAACAAUAUGUUACAACACUGCAGCCUGGGGCUGGACCAGAAGCAAUCUGACCCCCAGGGAAUGGCCAAACUAGCCCUCCCUGGACACCGGACGGAUGUCAGGACGCUGUGUUUCAGCUCAGACAAUACUGCCAUACUGUCAGCCAGUGCUGAAACAGUCAAAAUCUGGAACAGGGCCUCGUCCCAGUGUAUAAGAACUAUGAAUUGUGACUAUGCCUUAUGUUCAGUAUUUGCCCCUGGUGAUCGACACAUCAUUAUUGGUACCAAGAGUGGUAAGUUACAGAUCUUUGAUGUUGGAAGUGGGGGGCUCCUAGAGGAGAAAGAGGCCCAUACAGGGGCAGUGUGGUCACUCUGUAUGUCUCCAGAUAGGAGGGGGAUAGCCACUGGAAGUGCUGACAAGAGUGUUAAUUUCUGGAACUUUGAGUUGAUCACUGAUGAGAAGUUUUCCCUCACAAGUAAGAGACUUACACUUGAGUUGGAGAAAACAUUGAAGAUGGAUGAAGAUGUUCUGUGUGUCAAAUACAGCCCAGAUCAUCGCCUGAUAGCGGUCUCUCUGCUGGACAACACGAUAAAAGUCUUCUUCGCUGACACUCUGAAGUUUUUCCUGUCACUGUAUGGACAUAAACUCCCCGUUACCUGUAUGGAUAUUUCACACGAUAGUACACUCCUGGUAUCUGGGUCAGCUGACCGUAACAUCAAGAUCUGGGGGCUCGAUUUCGGAGACUGCCACAAAUCACUUUUCGCUCAUGAUGAUAGCGUUAUGUGUGCCCAGUUUAUAUCUAAAACUCACCUCAUCUUUACUGGUGGAAAGGAUGGGAAAAUUAAACAGUGGGAUGUAGACAACUUUGAACACAUUGUUACCCUUCAGGGACACCAUGCGGAGGUGUGGUGUAUGACGGUCAGUUCCUCCGGGAACUUUCUCGUCACAGCGUCACACGACAAAUCCGUCAGACUGUGGGAGAAGACAAGGGAGAUAGUGGUACUGGAGGAAGAGAGAGAAAUGGAAAGAGAGAAAGAGGAUGAAGAAGCCAUAGGGGGAGAAACAGUGGUCCCAGGAGAAACCAACACAGAAGUCACACUGGCAAUGCGGCUACCUCAAAAACGCAUAGAAACAGCUGAGAGAAUAAUGGAAGCAUUGGACCUUUAUAAGGAGGAAUCAGCCAAACUGAGGGACCAUAAAGAGCAGUGUAAGAGGAAGGGAAAACAGUUACCUCCCCCUCAACUGAAUCCACUGUUAAUGGCGUACAAGUGUGACACACCAGAGAGGUAUAUGUUGGAGAUGCUGCGAAAAAUUAAGUCAAGUGAGCUGGAGGAAUCCCUUCUAGUCCUGCCUUUCUCCUAUGUUGUGGACUUGCUGAAGGUCCUGGAGCUAUUUAUAGACUCGGGAUGGGAAGUGGAACUCUCCUGUCGCUGUUUGUUCUUCCUUCUACGCGUUCAUCACGGCCAGAUCACCUCCAAUCUUGUACUUCUUCCCGUUAUUGAUAGACUCAGACAGAAGACGCGAGAUCGAGUGAGUGAGCUCAGGGACACAAUUGGGUUCAAUAAGGCGGGGUGUGAAUUCAUUCAGAGACAGAUUGAAUUGUCACAAGACACAAUCUUCUUCAGUGAUGCCACAGGGAAGUUUAAAGAGAAGAAGAAAAAGAAAAGAGCCAUUUUAGCUGUGAAAGUGUAAUGCCAUAGAUACCAUAUUAAAAUAAAUAAGUUAA